AAAGUGCCGGCGGAGAACAUCAUGCUGGAUGUGUACGUGUUGAGCACCGACGGUCAGGUGCAGGACUUCAGGUUUCCUCAGACCAGCAGGGGCGGAGCUUCUCUUCAGCUGUCCUCCAACACGGUCAAAGUCAACAGCAAAAAUGGUGUUGCCAAGCUGGUUUUUGUGCUCUACAAACACCUGGGUCAGUUCCUCAGCACCGAGAACGCCACACUGAGGGGCGACCCGGGCGGACGCAACCUCUCCCUAACCGUCAACUCCCACGUCCUGUCGGCCUCCAUCACCAAGGAGUCCAGCCGCGUGUUCGUGACCGACCCCGUCGUCUUCACCCUGGAGCACCUGGACAAGGAGCACUACUACAAUCCGAACUGUUCCUUCUGGAACUACUCGGAGCGCAGCAUGAUGGGAUACUGGUCCACUCAGGGCUGCAAGCUGCUGGAAACCAACAGGAGCCACACCACGUGCUCCUGCAGUCACCUGACCAACUUCGCCAUCCUCAUGGCCCACCGGGGAAACGUGGGCGAGGGCGGCGUCCACGAGCUCCUUCUCACCAUCAUCACGCGGAUGGGCAUCGCGGUUUCCCUCGUCUGCCUCGCCAUCAGCCUCUUCACCUUCUGCUUCUUCAGGGGUCUGCAGAGCGACCGCAACACCAUCCACAAAAACCUCUGCCUCAACCUCUUCGUCGGCGAGCUCGUCUACCUCGUGGGCAUCAACAUGACGGAGCCCAAGCUGGUGUGCUCCAUCAUCGCCGGCGUCCUCCACUUCUGCCUCCUGGCGGCGUUCGCCUGGAUGUGUCUGGAGGGCGUGCAGCUGUACCUCAUGCUGGUCGAGGUGUUCGAGAGCGAGUUCUCCCGCAGGAAGUACUACUACGCCUCCGGGUACCUCAUCCCGGCCGCGGUGGUGGGCAUCUCGGCCGCCAUCGACUACCGAAGCUACGGCACGCAGCGGGCAUGCUGGCUGAGGGUAGAUAACCAUUUCAUCUGGAGCUUCAUCGGACCUGUGACGUUCAUAAUUGUGGUCAACGUCAUCUUCCUGGUGGUCACCAUGUGCAAGAUGGUGAAGCACUCCACCUCCAUGAAACCCGACUCGUCCAGGCUGGGGGGCAUCAGGUCGUGGGUGUCGGGGGCCUUCGCCCUCCUCUGCCUGUCGGGCCUCACGUGGACCUUCGGCUUGUUCUUCCUAGGCGAGUCGUCCGUGGUGACGGCUUACCUCUUCACCAUCUUCAACACCCUGCAGGGCAUGUUCAUCUUCAUCUUCCACUGCCUCCUGCAGAAGAAGGUCCGCAAAGAGUACAGCAAAUGCUUCCGCCAGUCGCAGUGCUGCGGCACCGUGCCGCCCGAGGGGCCGCACGGCGCCGCCAAGACAGCCACGUCCCGGUCCACGGCGCGCUACUCGUCUGCCACGCAGAGCCGCAUACGGCGGAUGUGGAACGACACGGUGAGGAAGCAGUCGGAGUCCUCCUUCAUCUCGGGAGACAUCAACAGCACCUCCACACUCAACCAGGGGAUGACUGGCAACUACCUCCUGACUAACCCUCUCCUCCGAACCCACGACACUAACCCUUAUAACAACCUUCUGGCAGAAACGGUGGUGUGCAACACCCCCUCUCCUCCGGCCUUUCACUCCCCAGGACAGCACUCACUGAGCAACAGCAGGGACCUCAGCGCCAUGGACACCCUCCCCCUCAACGGCAACUUCAACAACAGCUACUCCCUGCGGGACGACAACUACGAGAGCGCGGCCGUCCGGGCCCCGUCCGACCUGGGGGGCCUCCACCUGGACGACGUCGCCUUUGAGAAGAUGAUCAUAUCCGAGAUCGUCCACAACAACCUGCGGCCCCGCGGGGCCCCCAGGGGCCGCGACCACCCGAGGGAGCAGGAGAGAGCCCCGCCUCCGCAGACCAGACUGACAGUGGGCCGGGGGGGCGGCGGCGGCGGCUGCGGGGGCGGGAGCGGCAGCGAGGACGACGCCAUCGUGGCGGACCACGAGGCCGCGUCCCCCCGGCGAGGAAGCGGACGAGGGGGCCACGCCACCCUGGAGCUGCUCCUGCACCCCCACCACAAGGAGGCGCUGGAGGCCCCCCUGCUGCCCCAGAGGACUCACUCCCUGCUCUACAGCGCCCAGAAGGCCCCCCGGCGCCUGGAGGGCCCGGGCGGCCCCGGCCCCCAGCACGUCACCGCGGCGGAGGACGCGGGCUCCAAGUCGCCCGGCAACAACAACAACAACAGAGACUCCCUUUACACGAGCAUGCCCAACCUGAGAGACUCGCCCUCGGCUUCGCCGUACCCCCCCGACGACGAGGACGAGGAAGAGGAGGGGGUGGAGGAGGAGGAGGAAGAGGAGGAGGAGGAGGAGCAGCAGCUCACCUCCUCCUCGCCUCGGAGCGAGAGCAAGGACGCGUACCACAAAAGCAUGCCCGAGCUGGGCGACGGGCCGCCGCCGGCGCCGCUCUCCUACUACCACAUCAACCGGGGCGCCAGCGCCGGCUGCAUCCUGCCGCCCAGCGGCGAGGGCUGCGCGCAGGAAGGGGCGGAGCCCGCCGACGGACAAAUGCAGCUCAUCACCAGCCUCUGAGCCGCCCGCACACCCCCCCCCCAAAAUCUCGGGCGUAGAGCGAGUCCGGCUCCGCACGCACUCCCCCACCCCUCCCGCCCUCUUC
This is a messenger RNA of Pungitius pungitius (ninespine stickleback), 2659 nucleotides long. RefSeq names its product adhesion G protein-coupled receptor L2-like. Gene Ontology annotation, molecular function: G protein-coupled receptor activity. NCBI's taxonomy places the organism in Eukaryota, Metazoa, Chordata, Actinopteri, Perciformes, Gasterosteidae. The annotation marks the transcript as partial. Gene Ontology annotation, cellular component: plasma membrane. The record is from RefSeq and is a predicted model, not a curated record. Gene Ontology annotation, biological process: adenylate cyclase-activating G protein-coupled receptor signaling pathway; cell surface receptor signaling pathway. The transcript is spliced from 13 exons.